Molecule: messenger RNA, 1242 nt
Organism: Aspergillus nidulans FGSC A4
Lineage: Eukaryota; Fungi; Ascomycota; Eurotiomycetes; Eurotiales; Aspergillaceae
Product: putative MFS transporter
Exons: 6
Coding region: 1-1242 (413 amino acids)
Biological process (GO): transmembrane transport
Cellular component (GO): membrane
Molecular function (GO): transmembrane transporter activity
Source: RefSeq, a predicted model, not a curated record
AUGAACGCCGAAAAACCACCUUGCAAGACUGAGGAGCCGGUCGUCUCCCCGUCACAGGAUACAGACUCUGGCCCGGAUGCCUCUACUAUCGACGGAAAAGGCCCGCCCCCUUUGCUGGCCAAGCUCUUUGCCGUUUUGUUCAUCUCGUGCAUUAGUUUCGGCUCGCACUGGAGCUCUGGCGUAACCGGCGCCAUGGAGAGUACUAUCAAAAAGCAAAUGCAAGUCUCUAACACGCAAUUCUCGCUUCUAGAAGCAAGUGAGGACUUUAUGGCCACUGUACUCUUAUUGAUUAGCGGGAUCGUGACGGAUCGAAUUGGAGGCGCGGAAAUGAUCGUCUACGGAAACAUCGUCAACACAGUCGGAUCCAUCCUUGUCGCAGCCGCGACGACUGUACGCUCUUUAAACUUUAUGAUCGGCGGCCGGGUCAUUCUUGCACUGGGGGAUAUCGCUACGCAAGUUGCGCAGUAUAAGAUGUUUUCCUCGUGGUUUCCUCCUAGCAAUGGGUUUGCGUCUACGCUGGGGUUUGAGUUGGCGAUCGGGAAGAACACCGGCAAUUUCGCCUGGGUCUUCUGGACCUCUGUUUUCAUGGACCUCUUCACCGACGCCGUGACAGCCAUCUUCUAUCUCUUCACGCGGUACUGCAACAAGCACUAUACCGGGCGCCAAGACAGUGCAUUGAAGGAAGUGCUAACAGAGAAGAACAAGAAGUUCGAGUUCCAAAAGAUAUUUCAACUGCCCUGGAUGUUUUGGGCCGUCAUGGCAUUCUCGCUCUUCCAGACGAGCACCGCGCUGGUCUUUAGUCAGAAUGCUACGGAGCUCGCGGAGAAGAGGUUUGAUGUCGACAGUAUCACGGUGGGAUGGUACAGUUCGUUGUCACAGUAUGCUGGUGUCUUCAUCGAUUUUCUUGGGAAUCGAGCGAGCGUCUUAUGCGUCUGCGGCCUCGGAAUAUUCCUUAGCAUGGUUCUCGUCAAUUUUGCCAACACAAAAGCUGGCACUGCCGCUUCCUUCGGCAUCUAUGCAAUCGCUGUCUCGCUCGGACCGACCUCCAUAAUUGACAGUAUCCGAACAACACUUUGGCAUCAGUCUGUAUUCGGCUCUGCAUAUGCUUUGAAAGUCACUAUGAAUAAUGCGUACGCUAUCCCUCCUUCUUUCUCUUUCCCUUUGCGACCAACAGUCACUGACGAAGCAGAACAGCAUGAACAUAAUCAUACGCAUUAUAACCAGCGCUCUCCAAGACGCUGA